Messenger RNA from Hibiscus syriacus, 782 nucleotides. RefSeq lists its product as uncharacterized. NCBI's taxonomy places the organism in Eukaryota, Viridiplantae, Streptophyta, Magnoliopsida, Malvales, Malvaceae. The record is from RefSeq and is a predicted model, not a curated record. Bases 95 to 688 code for a protein of 197 amino acids. The transcript has 2 exons.
ACAGCAAUCCAAGGACUCAUUGUAGUUUGUCUUGUAAGAGUUCACAUUUGCUUCUCUUGUUUUCCAGUACAAUCGCCAUAGCCACCAUAUUAUUAUGAUGAAUGGGUAUAGGGAAGACGAUUCAUACUGCUAUUUCCAUCCUAAACAAGUGGUCAUCGGGGUUUGCCCUUUGUGCUUAAACGACAGGCUUCUUAUCUUAGCUUCAAAGCAAGGCGGCCACUCUUCAUCUUCAUCGUCGUCCACCAGAGGCAGCCAUAGAUUUCUUCAAAAGAAACCACAUAUUCACCUCCCCAAGAUCUUUGCUUUAGGCCCACUUCCCCAUCGCCGUGAGCUCAAGCAACGGAAAUCUCAAGAUUUUGAUGACCAUGAUGCUUCAACCAGUCAAGAAGACUCCUUUAUCUCAAUCAAGUUUGAAGAGAAUGGUGUUAGUUCAUGGGAAAAAGGCAAAGUUUCAAAGGUUUCACUUGAGAAUUGCAGCAUGUCGUGGAACCCCACGUUGGACAAAGGACUAAAAGAGGGCAAUAAGAGUGUGAUCGAGCAUCCGAAACCAGGUGGCUCGCUCCGGUGGCGAAAGCGGAUGGGCCACUUGUUUCAGCUCGUAAGGUGGAAGAGGUCCACCAACAAGGCUGAGGGAGUCAAGGCCAUGAAGAAAAGCUGGAUAAUAAGGACUCUCACGAAGAGAACCUAAUAAUAACAUACUUUUUUUUUCCUGUAUAGAAAAUGAUAGUAAGUUGAGCUUUCCUCUACCAUUGCCAAAUUGUGUGUGAAAAUGAUUUUGGGUU